Messenger RNA from Enhydra lutris kenyoni (northern sea otter), 6071 nucleotides. Its product is annotated as transient receptor potential cation channel subfamily M member 3. Gene Ontology annotation, molecular function: monoatomic cation channel activity. The transcript is spliced from 26 exons. Gene Ontology annotation, cellular component: membrane. The coding region runs from base 1 to 5199 and encodes 1732 amino acids. The record is from RefSeq and is a predicted model, not a curated record. Lineage: Eukaryota; Metazoa; Chordata; Mammalia; Carnivora; Mustelidae. Gene Ontology annotation, biological process: protein tetramerization; monoatomic cation transmembrane transport.
AUGCCAAGGCCGUGGGGGACCGUUUGUUUUCUAGGCAUUGCUCAGGGUUGCAGUUUUUGGUUCUCCCGGUGGAAUUUGGAAGGGGUCAUGAAUCAGACUGAUGCUCCUCGUCCCCUAAACUGGACCAUCCGGAAGCUGUGCCACGCAGCCUUUCUCCCAUCUGUCAGACUUCUGAAGGCUCAGAAAUCCUGGAUAGAAAGAGCAUUUUAUAAAAGAGAAUGUGUUCACAUCAUACCCAGCACCAAAGACCCCCAUAGGUGUUGCUGUGGGCGUCUGAUCGGCCAGCAUGUGGGCCUCACUCCCAGUAUCUCCGUUCUUCAGAAUGAGAAAAAUGAGAGUCGCCUCUCCCGAAAUGACAUCCAGUCUGAGAAGUGGUCCAUCAGCAAGCACACACAGCUCAGCCCGACGGAUGCUUUUGGGACCAUUGAGUUCCAAGGAGGUGGCCAUUCCAACAAAGCCAUGUACGUGCGAGUGUCCUUCGACACAAAACCUGAUCUCCUUCUGCACCUGAUGACCAAGGAAUGGCAGCUGGAGCUUCCCAAGCUUCUCAUCUCCGUGCACGGGGGCCUGCAGAACUUCGAACUUCAGCCAAAACUCAAGCAAGUCUUCGGGAAGGGGCUCAUCAAAGCAGCCAUGACCACCGGAGCGUGGAUCUUCACAGGAGGGGUUAACACAGGUGUUAUUCGCCAUGUCGGAGACGCCUUAAAGGACCAUGCAUCCAAGUCUCGAGGGAAGAUAUGUACCAUAGGCAUUGCCCCCUGGGGAAUUGUGGAAAACCAGGAGGACCUGAUUGGAAGAGAUGUUGUCCGGCCAUAUCAGACCAUGUCCAACCCCAUGAGCAAGCUCACUGUUCUCAACAGCAUGCAUUCCCACUUCAUCCUGGCUGACAACGGGACCACCGGGAAAUAUGGAGCUGAGGUCAAGCUGCGGAGACAACUGGAAAAGCACAUUUCUCUCCAGAAGAUAAACACAAGAUGCCUGCCGUUUUUCUCUCUUGACUCCCGCUUGUUUUAUUCAUUUUGGGGUAGUUGCCAAUUAGACCCAAUUGGAAUCGGUCAAGGUGUUCCAGUGGUGGCGCUCAUUGUGGAAGGAGGACCCAAUGUGAUCUCGAUUGUCUUGGAGUACCUUCGAGACACCCCUCCAGUGCCUGUUGUUGUCUGUGAUGGGAGUGGACGGGCAUCUGACAUCCUGGCAUUUGGGCAUAAAUAUUCAGAAGAAGGCGGACUUAUCAAUGAAUCUCUGAGGGACCAGCUGUUGGUGACCAUCCAGAAGACUUUCACGUACACUCGGACCCAAGCCCAGCAUCUGUUCAUCAUCCUCAUGGAGUGCAUGAAAAAGAAGGAAUUGAUUACGGUAUUCCGGAUGGGAUCAGAAGGACACCAGGACAUUGACUUAGCUAUCCUGACAGCUUUGCUCAAAGGAGCAAAUGCCUCGGCCCCCGACCAGCUGAGCUUAGCUCUAGCCUGGAACAGAGUGGACAUCGCUCGCAGCCAGAUCUUUAUUUAUGGGCAGCAGUGGCCGGUGGGGUCUUUGGAGCAAGCCAUGUUGGAUGCCCUAGUUCUGGACAGAGUGGAUUUUGUGAAAUUACUCAUAGAGAAUGGAGUAAGCAUGCACCGUUUUCUCACCAUCUCCAGACUAGAGGAAUUGUACAAUACGAGACAUGGGCCCUCAAACACAUUGUACCACUUGGUCAGGGAUGUCAAAAAGGGGAACCUGCCUCCGGAUUACAGAAUCAGCCUGAUAGACAUCGGCCUGGUGAUAGAAUACCUGAUGGGCGGGGCUUACCGCUGCAACUACACGCGCAAGCGCUUCCGGACGCUCUACCACAAUCUCUUCGGCCCCAAGAGGCCCAAAGCCUUGAAACUACUGGGAAUGGAGGAUGAUGUCCCCUUGAGGCGAGGAAGAAAGACCACCAAGAAGAGAGAAGAAGAGGUGGACAUUGACUUGGACGACCCUGAGAUCAACCACUUCCCUUUCCCUUUCCACGAGCUGAUGGUGUGGGCCGUCCUGAUGAAGAGGCAGAAGAUGGCCCUGUUCUUCUGGCAGCACGGCGAGGAGGCCAUGGCCAAGGCCCUGGUGGCCUGUAAACUUUGCAAAGCCAUGGCUCAUGAGGCUUCAGAGAAUGACAUGGUCGACGACAUCUCCCAGGAGCUGAACCACAACUCCAGGGACUUCGGCCAGCUGGCUGUGGAGCUCCUCGACCAGUCGUACAAGCAGGAUGAGCAGCUGGCCAUGAAGCUGCUGACGUACGAGCUGAAGAACUGGAGCAAUGCCACCUGCCUGCAGCUCGCCGUGGCGGCCAAGCACCGCGACUUCAUCGCGCACACGUGCAGCCAGAUGCUGCUCACGGAUAUGUGGAUGGGCCGGCUGCGCAUGCGCAAGAACUCAGGCCUCAAGGUAAUUCUGGGAAUUCUACUUCCUCCUUCAAUUCUCAGCUUGGAGUUCAAGAACAAAGACGACAUGCCCUACAUGUCUCAGGCCCAGGAAAUCCACCUUCAAGAGAAGGAGCCGGAAGAGCCAGAGAAGCCCACGAAGGAAAAAGAUGAAGAGGACAUGGAAUUGACAGCAAUGUUGGGACGCAACAAUGGGGAGUCUUCCAGAAAGAAGGAUGAAGAGGAAGUUCAGAGCAGACACCGGCUGAUCCCCCUGGGCAGAAAAAUCUAUGAAUUCUACAACGCACCCAUCGUGAAGUUCUGGUUCUACACCCUGGCGUACAUCGGGUAUCUGAUGCUCUUCAACUACAUCGUGUUGGUGAAGAUGGAGCGCUGGCCUUCCACACAGGAAUGGAUCGUCAUUUCCUACAUAUUCACCCUGGGAAUAGAAAAGAUGAGAGAGAUUCUAAUGUCGGAGCCAGGGAAGUUGCUGCAGAAAGUGAAGGUGUGGUUGCAGGAAUACUGGAACGUCACAGACCUGAUAGCCAUCCUUUUGUUCUCUGUCGGAAUGAUCCUUCGUCUCCAAGACCAGCCCUUCAGGAGUGAUGGGAGAGUCAUCUAUUGUGUGAACAUCAUUUACUGGUACAUCCGUCUACUAGACAUCUUCGGCGUGAACAAGUAUUUGGGCCCCUAUGUAAUGAUGAUUGGAAAAAUGAUGAUAGACAUGAUGUACUUUGUCAUCAUUAUGCUGGUGGUACUGAUGAGUUUUGGGGUCGCCAGGCAAGCCAUUCUCUUUCCCAAUGAGGAGCCAUCAUGGAAACUGGCCAAGAACAUCUUCUACAUGCCCUACUGGAUGAUUUAUGGGGAAGUGUUUGCGGACCAGAUAGACCCUCCCUGUGGACAGAAUGAGACCCGGGAGGAUGGCAAAAUAAUUCAGUUGCCUCCCUGCAAGACGGGAGCCUGGAUUGUGCCGGCCAUCAUGGCCUGCUACCUUUUAGUGGCAAACAUCCUGCUGGUCAACCUGCUCAUCGCCGUCUUUAACAAUACAUUCUUUGAGGUAAAAUCCAUAUCCAACCAAGUGUGGAAGUUUCAGAGGUAUCAGCUUAUCAUGACUUUCCACGAAAGGCCGGUUCUGCCCCCACCUCUGAUCAUCUUUAGCCACAUGACCAUGAUCUUCCAGCAUCUGUGCUGCCGAUGGCGAAAACACGAGAGCGACCCAGACGAGAGGGACUACGGCCUGAAAUUGUUCAUAACUGAUGAUGAGCUCAAGAAAGUACACGAUUUCGAAGAGCAGUGCAUAGAGGAAUAUUUCAGAGAAAAGGAUGAUCGAUUCAACUCGUCCAAUGAUGAGAGGAUACGGGUGACUUCGGAAAGGGUGGAGAACAUGUCCAUGCGGCUGGAGGAAGUCAAUGAGAGGGAGCACUGCAUGAAGGCCUCGCUCCAGACUGUGGACAUCCGGCUGGCGCAGCUCGAGGACCUCAUUGGGCGCAUGGCCACGGCUCUAGAGCGCCUGACAGGUCUGGAGCGGGCCGAGUCCAACAAAAUCCGCUCCCGGACCUCGUCUGACUGCACAGACGCCGCCUACAUCGUUCGCCAGAGCAGCUUCAACAGCCAGGAGGGGAACACCUUUAAGCUCCAAGAGAGUAUAGACCCUGCAGGUGAGGAGACCAUGUCCCCAACUUCUCCAACCCUAAUGCCCCGUAUGAGAAGCCAUUCUUUCUAUUCGGUCAAUAUGAAAGACAAAGGUGGUAUAGAAAAGUUGGAAAGUCUUUUUAAAGAAAGGUCCCUGAGCCUACACCGGGCUACUAGCUCCCACUCUGUAGCGAAAGAGUCCAAAGCUCCUGCAGCCCCCGCAAACACCUUGGCCAUUGUUCCCGACUCUAGAAGACCGUCUUCGUGUAUAGACAUCUAUGUCUCCACCAUGGAUGAACUCCACUGUGAUAUGGACCCUCUGGACAAUUCCAUGAACAUCCUUGGGCUGGGGGAGCCCAGUUUUUCGGCUCCAGCACCUUCCACAGCUCCUUCAAGUAGUGCCUAUGCAACUCUUGCACCCACAGACAGACCUCCAAGCCGGAGCAUCGAUUUUGAGGACAUCACCUCCAUGGACACGAGAUCUUUUUCUUCAGACUAUACCCACCUCCCAGAAUGCCAAAACCCCUGGGACACUGACCCUCCAAUAUACCAGAGCAUCGAGCGCUCCAAAAGUAGCCGCUACCUAGCCACCACUCCCUUUCUUCUAGAAGAGGCCCCCAUUGUUAAAUCUCAUAGCUUUAUGUUUUCUCCAUCGAGGAGCUACUAUGCCAACUUUGGGGUGCCCAUGAAAACAGCAGAAUACACAAGUAUUACAGAUUGUAUUGACACCAGGUGUGUCAAUGCCCCUCAAGCGAUUGCUGACAGGGCCACCUUCCCUGGUGCCCUGGGAGGCAAAGUGGAGGAUCCAUCUUGCUGCCAUCCUGAGCGAGAAGCAGAACUGAGUCACCCCAGCUCUGACAGCGAGGAGAACGAGGCCAAAGGCCGCAGAGCCACCAUCACAGUACCCUCCCAGGAGGGUGAUAACUCGGACAGAACCCUGUCCAACAACAUCACGGUUCCCAAGAUAGAGCGUGCCAACAGCUACUCGGCAGAGGAGCCAAGUGCGUCAUAUGCACACACCAGGAAGAGCUUCUCCAUCAGUGACAAGCUCGACAGGCAGCGGAACACAGCAAGCCUGCGAAACCCCUUCCAGAGGAGUAAGUCCUCCAAGCCAGAGGGACGAGGGGACAGCCUGUCCAUGAGGAGACUGUCCAGAACAUCCGCCUUCCACAGCUUUGAAAGCAAGCACAACUAAACCUUCUUAGCACUGCAGGAGGCUCAAGAAUCCAGCCCUGAAAUUCUCCCUGAACUUCACCUGUUCCCCUUCCUUGAAGCUUACCUGCUUUAUUCUUAGCUGAGCAAAACAAGCAAUGCCUUGGGAGGUGUUAACUUGAAGGUGACCUCUGGGCCGCAGAUCAAGAAAGCACUUGGUCUAGCCCAGUGCCAAACACAGGGGCUUUAAGUCGUGUUCACAUUCAAUGGGUAGGGUGGGAAAAGAGGGAGAAGAAGGGGUGCGGUGAGUGUGUAGGUCUAGCGACUUCAGAAAGCCAUGAGCUCUGGGAAUGAAGGGGCUUCAAGCACUCUCUAUGCCAGGAGGCAUCUUUCCAUUUCUGACCAUUAUCAAGAGUUUUAGGAUACAGGGCUAAAUUGCAAAAUAAGAUAAACUAAAGUAGCCAGCAUACAAAUGAGAUAUUCUAAACUUCAAUUCUGUUUUCUUUUCACAUUGGCUCCAUCACUGGUGACUGAUGAAGAGCAUCCUUUUUAUUCAGUAUAAGCCGGCAGCAAGCAGUUCUACCUAACGUCCCACAUCCUUCUCAUGCCAACACUUCUGUAAUUGAUCAUUAUAAAGAAAAAACAAGGUAACAGUCAUAGUUCACCUGUCUCUUCUAUAUUCACUUCUGGUGCCACAACUGUUUAUCUUUUUUGAAGAAAAUAAAGGGAACAGAAAUGCCUUUUUGUGUUGCAAGCAAAAUGAAAGAAGAAUUGAGGCUAAAAACAAGGGUCAAGUAGUUUAUUAUAGACAGUGGGCAUUCGAGUAUAGUCGAGCAAGCUCAGGAUGAAUGUAAUUAAAUAAUUUUAUAUUUUUAAUUUAUUUUGUAUCUCACUUGUCAUCAUUGAAGUCACUCA